CAAUCAACAUGAAUGUGACUUUCUCAAUCGAGGAUGUCUACAAAUCGAUGCGCUGUAAUAGUCUGAUGUACGUGGACUUCUCGCAUCGCUGCUUCCUGUCCAAGGCCAUAAAGCAUUGCAUCCAGGUGAUGCAGUGCAUCGACUACUUCAGGAUUAUGUACUGCCAAAUGAACAUCGAGACGCGAAGCACUGAGGUUGCUGUAAUGUGCGCCUCCAUCGUCAUAAUGGGCCUGCUGAUGCUGGCGGUGGCCCACUUGGUGGACAAAUACAUUGCGCCUUUGCUGAAGAUCGUCUCGAUCGUGAUGCACAUGAACCAAUAUCUGGCGGGCAUUACUCUACUCUGCUUCGGCAAUCACCUGCCGGAGCUGAUCAUCAACCUGACGCCCGUCAUGCAGGAGUCGCCGCUGUUCAACAUUACCCUAUCCAAUGCGAUUGCCGUGGUCCUAAUUAAUGGUGGCCUCAUCUGCUACCUGAGACCCUUCAAGAUCAAUGGCCACGGCGCUGUGCGCGAUCUCCUCUUCAUGAUGCUCGCCUGCGAGCUGGUCCUCUACGAGAUGGAUACUGAUAACAAAAUAACGCGAAUCGAAGGACUAUCCCUUAUCUGUUUGUAUUUCAUUUACUUGAUUAUCAAUAUUGUCGAUCUGAAGUUGAUGCGAAACACUCUUGACGACCUUCGCCAAAAGGUCGACGCUUUGAGCCGAAAGACUCAGCCCACACUCAAGACGAAGAGCAAACUGCGGCACAUGCAGAACAAGCUGGCUCACAUGGAGCUGGAUAGCAAGAAUGUGGACAAGUACAAUCACUCGGAGAUCUUCAUCUCGGCCAAGCUGAAGACAUAUUAUGGCAAAAAGACUUCGUUCGACGAUGAUGAGCCUGAUGAUGUGGAGCUGCGCGCCCUCGAGAAAUAUGGCCAGACUCGGCCUAGUGUAAUCGUGAGGGAUAAUGAGAAAUACUUGCGCGACAUCUUCUACAAUCCAGAGAAUCCCCGUAAUAUGUUUCUAUUAAACGACCUAUGGGACUCGAUAAAUCCGAUCAGUUUGAGCGAAUUCAAGCGGAGCUCGUACAUUGAACGAAUCUACAUAGUACUGAUCAUGCCCGUCUCAAUCAUCUGCAGUCUAUUCGUACCUGUCGUCGACACCUCCGUGAACAAGCACGGCUGGAGCAAGCUGCUCAAUUGCAUACAGAUCGUGACGACGCCCUUCAUAGUCAUAACUCUCUGGCAUGCAUUGACCUGCUUAGAGUAUCAAAGUUCGUUCAUAGUUUUGUACUUUAACAUUUCCGUUUGGAGCUUCUGCGUCAGCGUGCCGCUAGCCAUAUUUGUCUUCUGGAAGACACGCACCGAUAAACCACCGCGUUUUCACAAGCUCUUCAUGAUACUCACGUUCAGCAUCUCCCUGGUUCUACUGAAAAUCUUUGCCACUGAGAUCGAGGUGCUCAGCUGUGUGAUUGGCUUGGUUUCGCACAUGAGCGAGGAUUUCGCAUCCAGCAGUAUUCGGGCAUUUUGCUCGGCCCUUAGCGAUAGUAUAUUCAAUAUCAGUUUGGCAAUUAAGGGCUACGGCGGAAUGGCAUUCGCUGCCGGCUUGGCUGGGCCAUUUUUCAGUUUUACGAUCGGCUUGGGUCUCUACUUCUUAACCAAUCCCAAGGUGAGCCAGCUCUACUCCAAGCGCUGGCUACUAGGCGAACAAGGCGAUAAUUCGUACUUUUUCUUCAUGCUCAUUGCCUUUUCAACUCUGCUGUGGAUCGUCACUUUCAAUUUCCUAGCUCGCCGUUCAGUUGCCAUCUUCGAUCUGAUCAUGUAUAUAGUCUAUCUGAUAUAUGCUAUUCUCGUUGAGUGGAGUGUUAUUCAUGCAUUCACAUUCGACCCACAGUUCGAGCCCACAUAAGUCAACUUUGAUUGAUGAUUAUCAUUU
Molecule: messenger RNA, 1910 nt
Organism: Drosophila arizonae
Lineage: Eukaryota; Metazoa; Arthropoda; Insecta; Diptera; Drosophilidae
Product: mitochondrial sodium/calcium exchanger protein-like
Biological process (GO): transmembrane transport; monoatomic cation transport; intracellular calcium ion homeostasis
Cellular component (GO): membrane
Molecular function (GO): calcium:sodium antiporter activity
Source: RefSeq, a predicted model, not a curated record